AUGUCCGUCGAAGACGACCCCAUGCAGAGCCUGGUGGCGCUCUCCACUGACGCCUCGGCUAACAUCAAUGAGGACAUUACUUGGGUGUCCGAAUACCUGGAAGGAUCACCAAAAAGGGCGCUGGAAUCGGUGUUUUCCAACUUCAGAGGGUCCACCGAUGGAGGAUCCACCAUCAUGAAUGCCUUUAACAUCUUGAAACAAGGUACUGCCGAUGACGAUGAAAGAGCAGCCACAGCUUUCUCGCCGUUGGGUCCCAACUCGAUAUUUGAGUUAACAGUUGCGUCGGAUGCCGCACGAAUCAGACUGAAUCGACGUCUCAAGGACCACGUCACACUCAACGGCGGGGCAACCACCAUUUACAGCUUGACCAAACCUACAAAUAAGGAUAUUCCCCAGAUCCAACUCCAUUCGCUCAAAAACAAGGUUGCCAACGCACAAUUGACCUCCGAUUUGAUCUCCAAUGUCCAAUCUGACUAUAAAGGAUUUGAGCUGAGCUACAAGACCUUGACAGAGGAAGUACUACAGAAGUUCUCCGAGCAGCAGGACCAUUCUCGGGACAGCGACUCGGAGUUUGCUGAUGUUUCGGAUGAUGAAGCGCCCCUGAUUCCAAGCGUAUUUCAGGAUUCCGAAUUUCGCCUAGACGAUCCGAGAACGUUCCGUCAGGUCAUGGAGAACUCCAAGGUUCUUCCAGACCCAGAGUCUAGUGACUCAACGCAUAUAAUUCACAACACUGAAGUCCAAGACAAAAUUUCUAAAUACUUGGAUGCAGUGGAGAUCCAACUUAUCCACGAGAUCUCAAAGACAUCAGACUCAUUUUUCAGCACAUUAGGAGAUAUACAGACCAUAAAGGCACAAUCAUCGGAUUGCUUAGACCAAUUUCAUGGCAUUAUGGAGAAAAUGAAUGAACUUGAAGAGGGACAAGCUCAAAAGGGAUUGAACAUUUUGGAUUUACUAGAUGAGCGCAGAAGUGUCAAUCAUCUUGAAAGUUCUGUGCUACAGAUCAAGUCAGUCAUUUCGAAUUUUGGAAGAGCCAGCGAUUUAUUCAAAGAGGGAAAGAAUAGCGACUGUCUUAAUCAGAUCGUGGUAAUAGAAAACCUCAUACAAGGUGUUGAUCGUGAAAUCUACUCCGAUCCGGAAACAUUUGCAAUUUACCCAAAAUUUGACUAUCCUUUAGUCCCCCUUGCAAGUUUGCCUGCCCUCAGAGGAGUGAUCCGUGAUUUGCAACGACUCAAGCAGUCUUGUAGCCAAGGAUACAUCAAGAACUUUGUCGACUUGCUUCUUGAGAAUCUCAGAUCUCAUUACACAUCCACUUCAGCGAGGGAUACCAUGAAUCGCAUUUAUGUCUCUAUUGACAGAACCCGAAAGUACAACUCCAAUCCAGUUUCGAGGCUGUAUAACGAAAUCGACCCUGACGUCAAAAGAAACUUACAAGAGUUCAUUAAUAACUUGUCAAAGUCCGGACAACUUGUUCAAGCCUUUGAGGAGUACCAGGAUAAAAUUAUUGCAGAGGUCAAGUCUAUCAUUAGAAACGGUUUGCCUGACAGCAACAAAGAGUCGGUGUUGGAAAUCAACUCCAACGAUUCCUCAAGAGCAUCAUCUUACCCACCUGGAGCGGCGCCAAAUGAAUCGACUCCAAUGGCAGGAAGCAACGGGGUUACAUUGUCCUCUAACAUCAAAAGCUUGACUGCCAGAGAAUUCAACGAAAUGAUGAAGAACAUCUACGCGAACUUAUCGGAAUGUUUAAGAAGAUUGACCAUACAUCAGAAGGUUCUUUUGGACUUGUCUCUUACGUCUCUCUCUCCUGAAUCCUCGCAAGAGAUGGAUGUGAUGGCACUAGACAUCACCAAUGCCAUCAACAAGGCCAUCGAAAUCACACAAGUGAGGUUAGUCAAAGUAUUAAACGUUCGUCUGGAACAGCUAGGAGAUGCACUGGUUGAGGAGUAUUUGUACUUGUACCUGAUUUCAUCUGCAUACUUACUGGAGUGUGAGUUUAUCAACCCAGUAUUCGUCGCAACAGGGCCUGGAAGCUCUCUCACUGAAUGGGUAAAGAAUCAUAUUGCAUACUUCUUGCACAAAUUCCACUCGAAUUCCAUUAAAAGAUUCGCAAGUUUUUGCGACAAAGAAACUUGGAGGGAAUGCACUUCACAGGAGAAUAUCCAAUCAACUCAAGGUAUUGUGGAUGAAUUGAUUGGCUACUCACAAUAUUUUGCAAGUGGGGGCAAAGAGGGUAUUGAUGGAAGCAAGUGGUUGGAGUUGCUUGACUUCUACGACGAUGGAAGCUCUAAGGAUUCCAGAGAGAAGAUUCCUUCUUUGCCAGACAUUACUGAGAUUCCAAAGCUAAGGGUGAAAGAUUCAAGCUUCUUGAUACCUCCUUUGGUGAUUAAAGUUGUCCAGAAUACUAGAGAUUACAUUAUCGCAUCUAAAAUAUUUGCGUUCCGGGCGGGUCAGAUUGAGUCAAAUUUGCUAACCUACUUUAAAGUUGUGAAUUCCAGAAUCUCUCAAUCAAUUUUGAAUGCUGGUGCAACUAGAACAGCUGGAUUAAAGCAUAUUACCACUAAACAUUUGGCAUUAUGCAUUCAGACUAUAGAGUUCUUCAUUUCAUUCUUGGAGCAGAUCCAAUUUGCGUUCAAAAACCAAACGGUUGAUCCCAACCAGAAUCCUGGAGGAGAAGAACAGUCUUUUAUGGGAACCAUUAGUCAUUACAGAGAUCACGAAAAAGAAUUGUUCUCGAAAUUGGUUUCGAUUAUGCACGAUCGAACUUUGAACCAUUGCACGGCGGUAAAGCAACUUGACCUCUCAAAGCCACUAAAGCACCCACAACAAUGUCAUCCAUACAUGGAGACUUUGGUCAAAGAAACAAUCACUGUCGCCAAAGUGCUUGGGAAGUAUUUACACGAGAGAGAAUGCUCAGCGAUUCUUCUGCAAAUUUUUGACAACUAUAAGAAAUUGUUAGUUAACUGCUUUUGCACUGAGCUUCCACAACUCAAAGAUUUCAAUGAGAAGCAUUCCAUAUUGAAGGAUAUUGACUACUUCAGAGUCAAACUCUCUGAAAUUCCUGGGUAUGGCAACACUGGUCAAGUUAUCUGGGAAAAUGUGAACUCACUCCCCACGAUUGAGGAUUCAAGAAUGGAGCAGAUAAUGAGGAAUAAUAUCGAAGGAGAGAGAGCGGCAGCAGCAGUCAAUGAAGUCCCACCUGAAAAGAAGAGUGCAUCACCAGAAAUCAAAACCCCAACUGCACCCGAGGAGAACACAGAAGGAGAAGUGUUGUUCAAGCAAGAGGAGGAGACAGAGAAUUCUAAGCAGGGACCCGAAGUCUCCGAGACAGAAAUAACAACAGAUGUGCCAUUGACAGAAAAUCAGGAAUCCGAAACUUCAGCAGAAGAAGGUAAAGGACUAGAGCUUGGCGAACCUCCAGUCGAUUAUAACGAGAAAACCAAAGGUGAGGUAGUAUCUGGAUCUUCACAACAAGAUAAUUUAGUGGAGUCAGUUUCAACCUCGAAUGAUAAGAGAGAGUCAUUCUCAAACGAAGUCGAAAAAAAAUCGACAUUCGAGGGCGAGACAGAGGAUAGGAACGAAGACAAAUGA
Messenger RNA from Sungouiella intermedia, 3585 nucleotides. The record is from the annotation of a GenBank genome assembly. Lineage: Eukaryota; Fungi; Ascomycota; Pichiomycetes; Serinales; Metschnikowiaceae.